GUUGGGCAGGUUUGAGGGACGGAGGCGGUCGGGAGAGCGCUGGAAUCGCGCAGGGUCUCCUGCAGAGCUGGGAAUCCAUGGAGCUGGAAUCCCCCAUGGCCCCGUGCCCGAGGUGAAAGCAGAAAGGACAGGAACUCUGUCCCCUCUGAACACCCCAAGUGCAGGCAGCAGUGUUACCAGCCCCCAGCUGCAUCCCUGGCAGUGUGGAACUGAGCACUCUCAUGGCUGCUGCAGACCCUGUCCUGCCCCCCGAGGAGGUGGCUCUGCUGGAGCUGGGCAAGGUGGCCCUGGACAAGGUGCCACCAGCCCCAGAUGAGCACCUGGGAGACCCUGAUGCCACCCUGCCAUGGGACCAGAGUCAGCACAAUGCCCGGGGCCAGCUGGAGCUUGUGGAGACAAAGAAGCGCUCAAGUCCUGAGGGAGGCCAUGAAGACCCAGAGGAAGCUGUUCCCACCUGCCCCACAGCUGAGGCCGAAGAUGAGGAAGUUCCCCAGCUGCCCGUGAUGGCAUCCCACGUCUUUGUGCCCAUUGACCCGCAGUGCAUCGAGCAGAGCCCCUUCAAGCAGAAGCAGCACCCGACCCCAUGGCCCCGGGAGGAGGGCAGGGGGGAUGUUCCCCCCAGUGUCCCCUCCAGUGACAGAGCCAGCAGCCUUCACCACAAGCAGGUCUUCCUCCCCCUUGGCCCCUCGCGCUACAGGAACCCACCGGGCUUUGAGGGGCGCAUGGCCAAGCCCCUGGCUGAGGGCUCGCAGUGCCCGUGUGCCAGGGACUGUGGCACUGAUAACCUCAAGGCCGUGGCAUCGGUGGCAGGGGCCCUGCUCCUCUGCCCUUGCCUCAUCUAUGGAGCCUACAUCUUCCUGCCCUUCGAUGCCCCGCUGCUGCCCACCGUCAGUGCCCGCCUGGUCUACACACUGCGCUGUGCCACCUUUGCCACCUUCCCCAUCGUGCUGGGAAUGAUCGUCAGCGGCAUCUCCCGCCUCUGCUCCUCUGCCCUGGAGCCCUUUGGAGAGCUCCAGCGGGAGGUGGAGAUCCACCGCACUUACGUCUCCCAGUCCGUGCACCUCUUCAUCCUCUACUUCUUCAACAUGGCCGUGCUGGCCACCUACCUCCCACAGGAGCUCCUCAAGCUCAUCCCACUGCUCACAGGGCUCUUCGCCAUCUCCAGGUUGAUUUUCUGGAUGUCCUAUGCCAUCGGCCGCUCCUUCCGUGCCUUUGGCUUCAGCAUGACCUUCCUGCCCCUCCUGGCCAUGCUGCUCUGGAACCUGUAUAGCAUGUUUGUGCUGGAGCCUGAGAACCUCCUCUCCCUGGCACUGCCAACGCCCGAGAGCCGCUCCAAGGAGAGCAGAGCUAAACUCCGCCACUGGGGCUGAAGGAGGCCAUGAGAUGGAGUGCCUGCAUCCUAUAGGUUUGAGCUUCCUUCAUGCCCUGCCUCAAGAGUCCUGACAGCUGACAGAUCCUGCUGGGCUCCUUCUCCCUGCCUGGACAUAGGGAGGUUUUGCUGGGCACACAGAACCAGCUGCAGACCCUCUGCACCAGGAGACUCCUGCUGGAAGGUGAACAAGAGCAGGACACACUGAGCCCUGCUCCCUGGGAAUGGGUGGGAUUUGCUUCCCCUCCUGCUGGAGCCAGCUUUGCCCAAUAAAGCCCUUACCAAGCAGC
Molecule: messenger RNA, 1659 nt
Organism: Zonotrichia leucophrys gambelii
Lineage: Eukaryota; Metazoa; Chordata; Aves; Passeriformes; Passerellidae
Gene: TMEM79
Product: transmembrane protein 79
Exons: 4
Coding region: 222-1370 (382 amino acids)
Biological process (GO): regulated exocytosis
Cellular component (GO): trans-Golgi network membrane; lysosomal membrane
Source: RefSeq, a predicted model, not a curated record